Cucurbita moschata (crookneck pumpkin) is the source of this 1634-nucleotide messenger RNA. Its product is annotated as omega-amidase, chloroplastic-like. The transcript is spliced from 11 exons. NCBI's taxonomy places the organism in Eukaryota, Viridiplantae, Streptophyta, Magnoliopsida, Cucurbitales, Cucurbitaceae. Gene Ontology annotation, molecular function: omega-amidase activity. The record is from RefSeq and is a predicted model, not a curated record. Gene Ontology annotation, cellular component: mitochondrion. Gene Ontology annotation, biological process: L-glutamine metabolic process; oxaloacetate metabolic process. Bases 68 to 1195 code for a protein of 375 amino acids.
AUCGGUUCCAUCUCAAAACGACGUGGUAGCGAAACUUAUCAUUGAAACGUCGUCGUUUGAUCUGGAGAUGAAAGCGGCCAUUUCUUCGUUGAUUAGCUUCAGAAAUUUCGAUCUCCACGAACCUUCCCUCUCCCGCUCUAUUUUCCGACAGCUCUCUCUUCUUCUACCGUCUCAGUUCCCGGUCGUAUCCACCGACGCCAAGGCCAACGGCGCCAAUUUUACCAGCCUGCACCAGAAGUUCCGUUUCCACUCUAUCAAGACCUCGCCGAUUAUGGCCUCAUCCUUCAAUCCCGAGCGAGCUACGUCUCCGCCUGCAGUUCCGCCGCCGGUACCUCCAGUCACCAAGUUUAAAAUCGGGCUAUGUCAAUUGAUGGCGACGCCUGAUAAGCAAAGGAAUAUUGAACAUGCUCGUAAGGCCAUUGAGGAGGCUGUGGAAAAGGGCGCCAAGCUUGUUGUCUUGCCGGAAAUAUGGAAUGUUCCUUAUUCACAGGAUACCGUAUCAGUUUAUGCCGAGGACAUUGAAGCCGGUGGUGAUGCCUCCCCUUCAACAGCAAUGUUAUCUGAAGUUUCGCGUCGUUUGAAAGUCACAAUAGUCGGCGGCUCAAUUGUAGAGCGCUCGGGGGAUAAAAUAUAUAAUACUUGUUGUGUUUUUGGCACUGACGGAAACAUGAAAGCUAAACACAGGAAGAUACAUCUUUUUGAUAUUGAUAUCCCUGGAAAAAUCACUUUUAUCGAGUCCAAGGCCAUCGCAGCAGGUCAAACACCUACUGUUGUGGACACAGAAGUUGGACGUAUUGGUAUUGGAAUCUGUUAUGACAUUCGUUUUCCAGAACUAGCCAUGAUAUAUGCUGCAAGAGGUGCUCACUUGAUUUGCUAUCCUGGGGCAUUUAACAUGACCACUGGACCAUUGCACUGGGAGUUAUUGCAGUGCGCAAGGGCUGUAGAUAAUCUGUUGUAUGUGGCAACAUGUUCACGUGCUCGAGAUGUUGAUGAUAGUUAUGUAGCUUGGGGCCACUCAACCCUUGUUGGACCGUUUGGGGAAGUGUUGGCUACAACUGAACAUGAUGAAGCAAUAAUCAUAUCUGAGAUUGAUUAUUCGCUUAUUGAGCUUCGAAGGACUAACCUACCACUUCUGAAGCAAAAACGUGGAGAUCUUUACCAGUUGGUAGAUGUUCAGAGGCUGAAAUCCGAAUGAAAGGCCAGGGUUUAAAUGACAGACAAUUCCUUGGGUUGAAUUGAAUGCAAAAGGAGAAACUUGACUAAAGUGAUGUUGAAUCUAACAAAUAACAGCUAAUGCAGGUGCUCAUCGAUUCCUUCAAUUUGAUUAAUAUGAACUCUGAUUAUCUUUGUCUGUUGAGACUAAUCUCUGUUUCAACAUAUCAACAAAAAGACUUUGCAAUCCUAGGGUGGCCCACUAAAGCGUAUGGAAACCCAAAGGGGAUGAGCAUCAUGGCCCUUGGAAUUUAGUAUUCACCUGGUUGUUUUCUAAACCUUUAUUCCUUGUUUUGUUUUCACUUUUAUAAUUAUCUUAUGUCAUGUUUGAUUUCAUUUGAUAUUUUGUUUUUGAAAAUGGUGCUUCUUUUCUCCCCAUUUCUUUACCAUUGUUUUCAUCUUUCUCAAGAAACCCUUUGAUU